Lepus europaeus (European hare) is the source of this 2076-nucleotide messenger RNA. It is a transcript of the gene LMNTD1, whose product is annotated as lamin tail domain containing 1. The record is from RefSeq and is a predicted model, not a curated record. The transcript has 14 exons. Gene Ontology annotation, cellular component: cytoplasm; nuclear envelope. Bases 1 to 2076 code for a protein of 691 amino acids. Lineage: Eukaryota; Metazoa; Chordata; Mammalia; Lagomorpha; Leporidae.
AUGCUAACCUCAGCGAUCUGGUAUUGUACUACAGACAACUUCAGCACUCUCAUCUCCUCCGGGUUUCUGAAAAUUAACGUCAGAAACGAAGUACCCCCAAAAAGAACAGGCAUCACGUGGACUGGACAUGGCCGUGUCAUGGAAGAUAGAUCAAACCCUAGUCUUGAUCAGAGUUCACGGCUGACUACUCUGCAGGAGGUCUGGAAAGGUAUAAUCAUUUUGCCUGAGUUUUUAUUCUCUUUGACUUCGCUGGCACGUGGUGACAAGCUCUGUUCCUUCCUGCUGCCGCUGGCCCGUGCUUCUGCACCUCUGCCGUCACCUCAGACUUCAGACUUCGUGCAUCCAAACCAGAGCAUCUCCCCCGCGCCACCAGGUGUUCCUGGGAUGUCCUCCUAUCUGAUUAAUGAGGCCUGCAUUGCCCCAGUGCAGCUGAUGAUCCUGGGGGUCUCUGAAGGAAAUGAGACUUCCCUCCUCACCAAGAUGAGUGACACACAGGACAUUCAGGAAGCUUCGAAGGCCCUGCAGAGUGAUGCCAGCAAGCAAGAAAUGAAGAAACCAGAGCAAGGAGACGACAAACUUAAAGCUCCCCCAACAAAACAGCAAUCUUCGGUACAUUUUUUCCCAAAGACAACAUGUUCAGACGACAUAACACCACCGCUGUCACUGUCCUUGUCCCACGAAAUACCUCUCGGUCACUAUCUGCCCAGUUCUCAGAUCAGUGGAGUAACUAUAUCAACAAUAGGACCACUUGCUUCUAAAUCUACCAUGAGCUGUUUCCCGGCAGACACCAGCUUUGGUAAGCAAAAUAUAUCUUCUAACUGUCCAAAGAAACAGAUACUGAGCCUCAACCCUGAGCCAUCUAUGAUUGGGGAAGGAGAUGAUUAUUUCCUGUCUUUGUUUGGUGAUCCAGAGAAACUUAUUUCACAGUCAGGACACACUGAGAAAGUUUACAAACAUUUUUCUAUGAUUCUUGAAGAAGUUGGCCAAUCUACAUCCAGUUCUCUUGGUGAUAUCAAAAUAGCAGAAGUCAAUGUGCAGGGUUUAUUCGUAAGGCUCAUUAAUGCUUCACGUGACAAAGAACUAGACAUUGGAAAUCAUAUUCUCCAGCAAAACGUGAAUGGACAAACACUCUCCUUGUACCGAUUCCUCCCGAACAUCGUAAUGCAGGCCAAUUCCACGGUGACUGUGUGGGCAGCAGCGUCAGAAGCAAAGCAUCAGCCGCCGUCAGAUUUUCUCUGGAAGGAACAAGACAGAUUCAGAACGAGCCCGGACUGCACAACGAUCCUAUGCAAGCCUAACGGUGAAGCCAUUGCCUGGUAUACCCCUAUCCACUGGAAGCAAGCAUGGGAAAAAUUAGAGACUGACAUAGAAUUUGACCGAUGUGCAGUAGUCACUCCGACAUUCCGAAGGCACAUGUUUCGAUGGACAAUGUCUACAACUUCAGUAGCUAAAGAUAAACAAGACCAGCCUAAGAAAGCUACCUCAACAUAUGAGGUGGAGCAAGAUCAACAUUUUCUCAAGAGAGAAAAGGAAAUCCCACCAACCCUCUUCCCCAACCACAGCCCUUGGUGCCACAGUCCCUCUGUCCCUGCACAUCCCUACUCUCCUCUGAUUGAACCAUUUGAUGCAUUCACUCCUGGAAGAAGCUUGAGUGGACCGCCCACGUCUCAGUCAACUAGGCCUGAUCUAGCCUCAAUCUACAUCUUGAGACAGCACGGUACUGAGGUGCUGGUCGGCGGCAGCCUGGAGUUCCUCCUGCCGGGUCAGGCAUGCCUGCGGGCUGGCAAUGUGCAGCUAAUUUGCACGGGGAAAAAAUUUCCACCUCUGAAUCUAUCUGUACACACUCGCUGGAGCCCAGAAGAAACUUCAAAGAACUUAGAAGUCUUUUCAGAGACUCUCGGCAAAUCAGAACUCUCUAAGUAUUUGUCUAAGAAGCCACUUAAGGCUCUUGCCAGCACCACACAGCUGCCCCCCCGGGCCAACCGGAAGUCACCUCGCACUCUUAGCACAUCGCCCUCACCAGGACACUGCUCCCAGACCAGGCUGUUGGCCUCAGGUCCGGCAGCCCAGCUCUGA